Messenger RNA from Lactuca saligna, 2576 nucleotides. The record is from the annotation of a GenBank genome assembly. Lineage: Eukaryota; Viridiplantae; Streptophyta; Magnoliopsida; Asterales; Asteraceae.
GCCACUCUUUGCCAGUAGUUUCUUGGGAAUUGUUGGGACCCUUUUAGAGGAAACACGACAAGAUGAAAUGCAAAUUCUUGGUUGUCAUGCUCUUGUCAACUUCAUAAACAAUCAGGUGGACACUGCGUACAUGUUCAAUCUGGAAGGCCUUGUUCCAAAGCUUUGUCAAUUGGCUGAAGAAGAUGGAGAUGAUGAGAGAACAUUGAAGUUAAGGUCAGCAGGACUUGAAGUGUUGGCCUUUAUGGUGCGAUUCAUCGGCGAGCAACCUCAUGUCUCUAUGAACUUUGAGAAUAUUAUAUCGGUGACUCUGGAAAAUUAUAGUGACCAACAACAGGAACACAAUCCUCCCUUUCCUAAACCACAAGAUGUCCCUCCAGUGGAUGCAUACAAGAACCCGUGUUACUGGGCCCAGGUUUGUUUGCAUAAUAUGGCCCAAUCAGCGAAGGAGGUAACAAGUGUACGACAUGUACUGGAACCUCUUUUUCAUAAAUUUGACACGGAUAAGCUUUGGCUCCCAGAGAAAGGGGUUGCCUUUUCUGUUCUCAAGUAUCUGCAAAAGAUGUUGGAGGAAUCAGAUGACAGAUCCCAUCUAUUAUUGGCUAUCUUGGUAAAACACGUUGAUCACAAGGAUGUUGUGAAGCAGCCGGUUUUACAGUUACAUAUUGUAAAUGUUGCUACACAACUGUCGAAGCAUGCAAAACAGCAAGAUGCGUUGGUGAGCAUUGUUGGAGCAAUAGCUGAUCUCAUCAAACACUUACGCAAAUGCCUACAGAGAUUAUCUGGAGACGCCUCUGAUACCUGCUAUGUUGAUCUUCAGUGCGCUUUAGAAAACUGCAUCUCAACUCUCUCAUGUAAGGUUGGAGAUGUGGGACCCAUUCUGGAUACCAUGGCUGUACUGCUAGAGAAACUCCCCAUCAGUUCUGCUAUGGCUAGACCAAGUAUUUCUGCUCUUUAUCGAACUGCACAAGUUAUAAGCUCCAUUCCAAACAUAACCUACUCCAGAAAGACGUUCCCUGAUGCUCUCUUUCACCACUUGCUCUUAGCAAUGUCACACCCGGAUCAUGAAACACGACUACUUGCACACCGUGUUUUCUCAAUUGUGCUAAUCCCAUCUUUAAGUCAACCUUGGUCAAUCCAUGACCUAAUACCUUCUCAAGCUGCCAUUCCAUCACUAAUCUCACAAAAAAUAGCAGCAGAUGGAAGUUUGUCCAUUCACAAAGCGACACUAGAAACCAUAGAUGAAGAGACAAAGGAGAAAGAAAAUCCUUCUACCCGAGAUGGGAAUUCAGCCCUUACUUCCAUGCGAUUGAGUGGGCAUCAAGUGAGUCUUGUUCUUACAUCCAUUUGGAUUCAGGCAACAUCCAUGGAGAAUACCCCUGCAAAUUUUGAGGCAAUGGCACAUACAUAUACUCUUGCUUUAUCGUUUAUAUUGGCAAAGAAUUCAAAUCAUGUGGCCUUACUACGGUUUUUCCAGUUGGCAUUUUCCCUCAGAAGCAUCUCUCUGAGCCAACAAGGUGUCCAACAACCAUCUCAGAGAAGACCUUUAUUUAUGCUGGCUUCAUACAUGAUUAUUGUGUCUGCAAAGGCAUGCCAUCUUUCGGAGCUGAUUUCUAUGGUUAGAUCAACAUUGACAGAAGAAACAGUGGAUCCAUAUCUUGUCUUGGAUGAAGAUAUUAGGCUGCAGGCUAUUUGUACAGAACCUGGUGACAAGAACUGCUAUGGGUCACAAGCAGAUGAAGGCUUUGCAGUUAAUGCACUCUCUUCAGUUGAUUUAAAGGAUCAACAAUUAAAAGAUACACUCUCGAUGCACUUGGUAUCAAGGGUUGGGAGAUCAUCGGAGGAACAAGAAGUAUCAAAUAUGAAGGCACAACUUUCACAGUGUUUCUUGCCUGAUGAGGAAUAUCCUUUAGGAGCUCCUCCGUGCCCACAAAUGGAGCUUCAGCCUAUUCAUCAGGAUAUGCCUCAUGCUGCUGCCUCAACAGAAGAAGAUGAAUUUUCAGAUGAAUCAGAUCACAAACCUUCACUUGACAUUUUAAGUGUUGACCAGCUAUUGGAAUCAGUAGUGGAAACGGCCUCUGAUGUAGAAAACAUGGGGGAUGAGUCGUCACGUGCACCUUGUCCUUAUGAUCAAAUUAAAAAUCAAUGUGAGGAUCUUGUCACCGGUAAACAGCACAAAAUGUCUCUCCUUCAAAGCUUUAAGGAGCAACAUGAAGCUUUGGCAUCCGGUAACCAUGACCAUAAUAUAUCAAAAAAUCAAUUGGAGGUGGAAGAAGUGGAAGAUGAAUCAUUAACAAGCAUAGAUAGGGCUGUGCAUGUACCUCCUUUAAGCCCAAAUAGACAACCUUCUUUUCGGUUACCACCGCUAAGCCCUUAUGACAAGUUUUUGAAGGCAACAACAUAUUAAUUAUUACUAUUAUUAUUAGGGAACUUCAGACCACAUAUUUCUGUCUUGUAGAUAUGCACGCAUAGCAUAGCAUAGCAUAGCAGCUUACACUUCACAUAAUAUUCUUUUAGCAGAUAAUUGAGUAGAUUUUUUAGAAUAAACAUUAAUUAAUAAGAACAAGAAAAAAAUUAAC